Molecule: messenger RNA, 968 nt
Organism: Tupaia belangeri chinensis (Chinese tree shrew)
Lineage: Eukaryota; Metazoa; Chordata; Mammalia; Scandentia; Tupaiidae
Gene: SYPL2
Product: synaptophysin like 2
Exons: 6
Coding region: 56-850 (264 amino acids)
Cellular component (GO): synaptic vesicle; synaptic vesicle membrane
Source: RefSeq, a predicted model, not a curated record
CCGACCCGCGAGGGAGCAGAGCCCCGGCGGUGCGCCCCGGCCCGGCUGCGCCAGCAUGUCCUCGACGGAGAGCUCGGGCCGCACCGCGGACAAGUCUCCGCGCCAGCAGGUGGAUCAACUGCUCGUCGGGCUGCGCUGGCGGCGGCUGGAGGAGCCGCUGGGCUUCAUCAAAGUCCUCCAGUGGCUCUUUGCUAUUUUCGCCUUCGGGUCCUGCGGCUCCUACAGCGGGGAGACAGGAGCAACGGUUCGCUGCAACAACGAAGCCAAGGACGUGAGCGCCAUCAUUGUUUCGUUCGGCUAUCCCUUCAGGUUGCACCGGGUCCAGUAUGAGAUGCCACUCUGCGACGAGGAAUCCACCUCCAAGACCAUGCACCUCAUGGGUGACUUCUCCGCCCCUGCCGAGUUCUUUGUGACUCUUGGAAUCUUUUCCUUCUUCUAUACCAUGGCUGCCCUAGUCCUCUACCUGCGGUUCCAUAACCUCUACACAGAGAACAAGCGCUUCCCACUGGUGGACUUCUGUGUGACUGUCUCCUUCACCUUCUUCUGGCUGGUAGCUGCAGCUGCUUGGGGCAAAGGGCUGACCGAUGUCAAGGGGGCCACAGGGCCAUCCAGCCUGACCGCAGCCAUGUCCGUGUGCCAUGGAGAGGAAGCAGUGUGCAGUGCUGGGGCCACGCCCUCCCUGGGGCUGGCCAACAUCUCUGUGCUCUUCGGCUUUAUCAACUUCUUCCUGUGGGCCGGGAACUGUUGGUUUGUGUUCAAGGAGACCCCGUGGCAUGGACAGGGCCAGGGCCAGGGCCAGGGCCCCAGCCAAGAGAGUGCAGCUGAGCAGGGAGCAGUGGAGAAGCAGUAAGGAGCUCCCACCUGGCUACUCCCGAACUGGACAGCACCUCUUCAACACCUCCGGCUUCCAGGACCUCCCUCUUCCUCCUCCUCCAACUCCCCUCCCCUAUCAUUUCUGGGCUUUGAGC